UUAUGGAAAGAUAUGCUCCUACUGCUAAAGAUUUAGCUAGUAGAGAUGUUGUUUCUAGAGCUAUGACUAAAGAAAUUUUAGAAGGAAGAGGGUAAUUAUCAUUAUAUAAUAAUCAUUCUUAGAGUUGGACCAGAAAAAGAUCAUAUAUAUUUACAUUUAAAUCAUUUACCUGCUGAACUAUUACAUGAAAGAUUACCAGGUAUCAGUGAAGCAGCUAAGAUCUUCGCAGGAGUUGAUGUUACAAAAGAACCAGCUCCAGUAUUGCCAACUGUUCAUUAUAAUAUGGGUGGAGUACCUACAAAUUAUAAAACUGAAGUGUUAAAUUAAGUUAAUGGAAAAGACUAAAUUGUUCCUGGACUAUUAGCUGCAGGUGAAGCUGCUUGUGCCUCAGUUCAUGGUGCAAAUAGAUUAGGAGCUAAUUCAUUAUUAGAUAUUGUUGUUUUUGGAAGAUAAGCAGCAAAUUUAGUUGGUGAAAAAUGGAAACCAGGAUAAAAACAACCAGAUCUACCUAAGAAUGCUGGUGAAGCUGCUAUUGCAAGAAUUGAUAGACUUAGACAUCAUGAAGGAUCAUAAACAAUUGCUUAAGUUAGAAAAGAUUUAUAGAGAACUAUGUAAAAACAUGCAGCUGUUUUCAGAAUUGAAAAGACUCUAUAAGAAGGUGUUGAAAAAGUUAAGGAAAUUUAUUCAAGAAAGGAUGAUGUUAGAAUUAAAGAUAAAGGAUUAGUUUGGAAUUCUGAUCUUAUUGAAGGAUUAGAAUUAGAGAAUUUAUUAUGUAUUUAUUAAUUUAUACAUUACAUUAGUAUAAGGAAAAAUGACUAUUGAAGGGGCUCUGAAUAGAAAGGAAUCUAGAGGUGCUCAUGCUAGAGAUGAUUUCCCUGAUAGAGAUGAUAAAAAUUGGAUGAAACACACUCUUGCUAGAAUUCAAGAUACUAAAUCAGGAGAUGUUUAAUUGACUUAUAGAGAUGUAUAAUUAUUCAUUAAUAUAAUAAUAGGUCAUUACAAAAACUAUGGAUCCUAAUGAAUUUGACACUGUACCACCUAAGAAGAGAGUUUAUUGAU
Messenger RNA from Paramecium pentaurelia, 1059 nucleotides. Lineage: Eukaryota; Ciliophora; Oligohymenophorea; Peniculida; Parameciidae. The record is from the annotation of a GenBank genome assembly.